Brassica rapa (field mustard) is the source of this 847-nucleotide messenger RNA. Its product is annotated as membrane-anchored ubiquitin-fold protein 6. NCBI's taxonomy places the organism in Eukaryota, Viridiplantae, Streptophyta, Magnoliopsida, Brassicales, Brassicaceae. Gene Ontology annotation, molecular function: protein binding. The record is from RefSeq and is a predicted model, not a curated record.
GCAGAUCAAAAUCUAGUCAUAUGAUUAGAAGAAGAAUCUAACUUGACAAAUUAAAUUCUGCUGCUCAAAGACAGAACCUUUCAACCAAAUUGUCUCUCUUUUCUUCUUCAUUCUUAAAAGAUUCUUGUUUCGGAGGAGAAAACAGAAAGAUGGGAGGUGAAGAUUGGAUAGAACUCAAGUUCAGACUCGCAGAUGGCACCGACAUAGGUCCCACCAAGUACAGUCCAUCUAUGACCGUCUCUUCUCUCAAAGAGAAGAUCAUUUCUCAAUGGCCUAAAGACUCAGAAUAUAUUCCACUGAGUGUUAAUGAUGUGAAGCUCAUCACUGCCGGUAAAAUACUUGACAACAAUAGGACACUCGCUGAAUCCAGGCUUCCCGUUGGAAUGAUCAGCACCAUGCAUCUUCUUCUUCCCCCUCCUACUUUACACAAAAAGAGCGAAAAACUUCAAGUUGAUCCUCCAAUAAAGAACCGCUGCUUGUGCACCAUUUUGUAAAUUGGAUCAUAGAGAUUUUUUUUAUCCUUUCCUAAAUUAUAAUAAUAUAGGACUGGGUGAUGAUGCUCCAUUGAACAGUUUCCACAGCUUUAAACAAGCUUUGAGAAGUUCCCUUCAGUAACAAGAUGAUUGGGCAUAGACUUGAUCUUCAGAACAGAGUUUGGUUUUCAUUUGUGUGAUUUAUUUUUCAUUUUUACUUCAUUGUUUUAUCAUAAAGGGGUCGAGAUUAUGUACUAUGUUUUUUAAAGGAUUUUUCUUUUAUAUAUACAAAUGUUUAGAACAAACAGUUUAUUAUAUUUUUUUGUCACUAGAACAAACAGUUUAUAAGACCGAAAAUAACAGGAAUUUACUUA